AAACUCUCCCGACUCUCUUCCCGUGACAACAAUUCUCUCUCUCCCUUCGUGUCAUUGUUGGGAACGUGAUCGGACACAAAAAAAUGGACGCACUUCGGGAGCAGGUGAUGAUCAAUCAGUUUGUGUUGGCCGCGGGCUGUGCCAGGGAGCAGGCGAAGCAGUUGCUGCAAGCGGCGCAUUGGCAAUUCGAGACCGCUCUCAGUAUUUUCUUCCAAGAGGCGGCGAUACCCUCCUGCGCGCAAGGAGCCGGCACCCACUUCGGUCAAAUAACGCCAUGCAACACGCCAGCCACUCCGCCGAAUUUCCCAGACGCGCUGCUGGCGUUUUCCAAAAUGUCUGCAGGUGAAAAAACUCCAUCGGGCAUGUCUCCGAGCCAGAAUGGAUUUCAGGCGAACUCGACGCCGAUGGUGGGCAUCGUGCAGCAUCACACCGCCGGUGGCCGGUGUAGCGCGUCCGGCAACACGACACAGCAACAGACGCAGACCCAACAAACGCAAUUCGGCCUGGGCGAGCCGCAGAGAUAAAAAUGACUGUGCUAAUUGGCGAUGCGCGAGCACGAGACGUCACGUAGAUGCGCGCGAUAACGUUUCCGGUGAACAAAACACGUGUGCGCUCUAAGCGCACUGAAACGAGAGAGAAUGAGAGGGGGAGAGGGAAGUGAAAAGCGUUACAUGUAGAGAAAAAAAAGAGAGGAAACUUCCUGUCUUCUGAAAAAAAGACGCGUUCCUUCCCGAGAGAGAACGAGGAAAAUUCACGAUCGCAGCAACUAUGUAACGGAAGAUAGUUUUCUGCAGAUUGGAUUGCUACAAUUGAAUCGCUUACGUUAUUCACGCACAAUAAGCGACGUGUACAUUGUGUUACGUGCGGAACGCGCGAGUUAAGUCCGAGUGUGUUGAUUUGCCCGACGAUGGCCGAGAGAGGCGUGCGAAGCGUAUAUUUCGAUCCGCUGGAUUUCCUUCUCGGCCUCCUCGAGAGGUGUCUAGCGUGGAAUGGCACGCGUUGAGAGUAGCGCCCGCUAUAUUUAUGUAUAGCCGGCCACGAAAUGCGAAUGUGGGAGGGAGGGAGAAGAGACGAAAAUCAUAUCAAAGAGCCUUCUUCUUCUUUUCUUUUUCUCCGAUCACGUCGGGACCACAUCUCUCAUAUAGGUCGAAGACAUCGAUAAAUUUUGGAAAUAGUCGCUGUGAGAACGACUCCUUCACUCCAAUCUGACUUCCUUGUCUCCCUUAGAUGCUGUAGACACGUGACUGUUUUCUCAGAUUUCACCGUACAUCACCGUUAGACUAUAUAGGCGAUGAAUUUUCCACUAUCACUUCCACACACCACAGUACAAAAGAGUUGCGAGGUUACAAUUUCCUCUCGAUUAACUAUUUGAAAACCUUACUUUAUCGCACCUUUUUCGGCGGAAGAUGACGGGAGGAUGUACGUAUAUCUUUUAAUGUAGACGGAAGGAUCCAUCGCUACGAUGGAACUCUCCGCGGACAUUAAUUCAGUUCUACGGAACUCGAGCGUUUUACUACGAUCCUUUCGCUGUUUCUCUUAAAAUAGUGAUGCUUGCGGUACGCGCGCGACGCGUGCCGUUUCCAUAUACAUAAGCGAUAUUUCGAUGGUAUAAAUAUAACGAGGCUAAGUAUAAUAAACGAAGCUCUGAAACGUGUAAAAAUUUGUAAAAAGAGUAUCCCGAGUUAUGUAACGUUCGUUUUACAGAAUAAAGUGACUAUGUAAAAAGUAAGUAAAAUAAAAUCGAGGAGGGGAUCUCGCGAGUCGAAUGAGACAGAGAGUGAUAUAAUAGUCUGAAGAAUUGAUUCAGGAAUUUAAUAGAGUAAACCCGGUGAAUACGAGCAGCGAGGAAUUCUUGAAUUCGAUUAUUUCGGCUAACUCGCGAGUAUACUAGAUAGAGAUUACUGCCUGGUUUUACGCAGCACUAGACUUUUACGAUGUUCACAACAAAUAAAAAAGAAAAUGCUCUUGUAUGGCAGCUGGCAAUACUGAUUCUGAUAUCAUAGUAUAUCAAUAUCCGAAUAUAUGGAAUAUAUUCUCUGUAUCUUUCAUUAUAUUUCUCGUAACACGUACAUGGACAAUUAUUCGUACUAUAGAUACAUACUUGUUUUUCAUUAAGACUCUAUUUAUUCGAUGUAGCAGCGAAUUUAGUUCUUCACAGCUUUUUAUAGAAGCCUGUUUGAGGCAUCCGUUCCUUCACUGUAGCCUCAUUGAAUUGUAACAUCCGAGAUGAGAAGUUAUACCUAUAAUUUUUUUCUAUCCAAAUGCUAUCCAAAUGAAUUAGUUCUUUCGUUUGUUAUUCGCAUUAGAUAAUAUAAUUGAUAAAAUAUUUUGAAAAAAGUCUCUUUAUUAUUUAGCAUUAGUAAGUGCAGUAUAUGAAUGUUUUUUCAACGAGAAUGAACAUCAUAACUUUAUGGAAAUUUGCAAAUUUUUUAAUAAAAAAAUUAAAUUUGCAUAAACUAAAAAGAGCUUUCAAAUAUAUUUUAUCAAUCAAUAUAUUAAGUGUGCAGAAGAAUGUAGAAGAUUAUUCUAUUUCUCUGUACAGAAAAAAUAUUCGCGUUUUACGCUGUUGUUAAAUAUUGUAAUUUAAUGCGGCUGUAGUGAAAAAAACAGGAUCCUUAACGCGUAAAACUAACAGAGAAUUCUUUAUUCUUUAUAAUCUCUCGAUAUAUCCGACAGCAAAAUGUCUACGGAUGCAAUAUGAUGUAUUCGAUCCUUUUAUUUGUAGUCAUAAUAGUAGUCUCGAUCAUAAUAAAAGUUUAUAAGUUCAAGUUUUAAUUUGACGAUUUUAACUUUCACGCAAUAGUUUAUAUCCAGGCGUCGUAUAACUUUGUUAAUGGGUUUAUGUAAAUAAUAGUAGAUAUUUAGUCGUAAGAAAAACAAAAAACGUACUCCGUGAAGUGCGAGAUAUUUUUUCCAAUAAGGUACACGCUUUAAAUAUCUUCCUUACGUUUUGUGUACUGUCUAGGCUGUAUUUAAAAGAUGAUAUAAAAAAAACUGUCGACGAGAAAACGAGAAUGUUUUACUAUGUUGAAAUUAUGAUUGUUUAUUUGACUAUUACAAAGAGAGACAGAUAAUGGUCAUAAUGUACAUAAUUUUGAAAAAUUAAAUAAAAUAUUGAUUAAA
Molecule: messenger RNA, 3123 nt
Organism: Wasmannia auropunctata (little fire ant)
Lineage: Eukaryota; Metazoa; Arthropoda; Insecta; Hymenoptera; Formicidae
Product: UBA-like domain-containing protein 2
Exons: 4
Coding region: 84-524 (146 amino acids)
Molecular function (GO): protein binding
Source: RefSeq, a predicted model, not a curated record